Molecule: messenger RNA, 1620 nt
Organism: Aspergillus lentulus
Lineage: Eukaryota; Fungi; Ascomycota; Eurotiomycetes; Eurotiales; Aspergillaceae
Source: RefSeq, a predicted model, not a curated record
AUGACGGAGAACGGCGCCGCGCAGACGGGCACAGUCCCGGAUGAACAGCCGCGUAAUGGUACAAUGGAGAAUGUCAAACUGAGUAUGGCGGAAGGCGACUCAUCCAGAAUGGAGUCGGGCUCAAAGAAUACUGCCUCACCACCGGUGAAAGCUGACAAUAGCGGCGCAGGGACUCACUCCAGCCCCAAGAAGCGUCGCAAAGUUAAUCAUGCGGCCGCUCUCCGCGUUCGCAUCUCAGACCACGUUGCUGACCACCAUGCCAACGCUUUUGCAGCAUGCGUCUACUGUCGACGAUCGCAUAUGACUUGCGAUUCGGAGCGGCCGUGCACGCGGUGUAUAAAGCGCAACAUAGGCCACCUGUGUCAUGACGAACCCAGGGAGCCUUCAAAGCGGGCGCGGAGCGAACACGAGCAUUCGACUGCUGAAGAGGAGGGUCAUUCGAACAAUGAGUUUUCAAAUGUUCAAAGCAUGACUCGAAACGUUGAUGUUCAAGAUGCUGCCGGACAGCAAAUCCUUCCCGAUGGGACUAUCGCCCUUCCCCCUUCGUCUGUCAGUGCUGUGCAGCAUAACAGCAUCCCCUCCUCCUCUGCGCAAAACAGCAUAGGCCCCAACUCCCAACAACUGCUGGGCUACAACGACUGGCUUGGAGGCCAAAGCCAAUUCCAGGAUAUGCACACCUUCCACCCGUCCUACAUGUUCAAUGCCCCGGAAGUCACGAACGAAUACAACCUCCUGGGAGACUUUCUCAGCAGCAGCCUUCUAGAUGACGGGGGGAUGUUUCCGAACGAUAAUCUACAAGGGAUAUACUCCGAUCCAACGUUGAUCAAUUCAAUGGCCAAUCUGGAUAAUACGGCUUUAUUGCAGCAAACUCAGCCUCCUCAGCCAACGCAGAGUCAACCACCUCAGAACGAUUCGGUUCAAGGUCCAAGCUCCACAGUGGUGAACGAUAAGGCAAGAGAGACAUAUUAUAUGACUGCGGCGGAUCCGUCAGGUUCAGACCCACCAGAAGAGCGGAUGAAUAAGCUUCUCAAGGCGAAAUACGAUGCUGGUCUUCUGAAACCUUUCAACUAUGUGAAAGGCUACGCUCGCUUGAACCAAUAUAUGGAGAAGAACAUGAAGCAGUCAUCUCGGCAGAAGAUUCUACGGCAGCUGGACAAAUUCCGACCUAAAUUUAGAGAGAGAAUGCAAAGUCUGACCGAUAUCGAGCUCAUUCUCGUGGAGAUGUGGUUCGAACGAAGUCUGAUGGAAUAUGACCGUGUCUUUGCCAGCAUGGCGAUUCCCGCCUGCUGCUGGAGGCGGACGGGGGAGAUCUUCCGCGGCAACAAGGAGAUGGCAGAACUCAUUGGCGUGCCGAUAGAGAGUCUGCGAGAUGGCAAGCUGGCAAUCCACGAGAUCAUUGUAGAGGAUCAGCUCGUGAGCUACUGGGAGAAAUUCGGCGCUAUUGCAUUCGACAACACUCAGAAGGCAAUGCUCACAAGCUGCACACUAAAGAAUCCGAAUUCGAGUAAUCCCGGGAAUGGGAUUCCAUGUUGCUUCUCUUUCACAAUUCGGAGGGACAAUCAUAAUAUUCCCUCACUCAUCAUUGGCAACUUCUUACCGUCACAACGCAGAAGCAAAUGA